AAGAAAAAGCGGGGAAUACAAAGAGACCGGAUAUUGACAAAUUUCAUGUCACUGUUCUGGGAUCUCUCUCCAAAACUAUACUAAAUGCAUGGCAGAUUCUUAAUAGGAACUAUUACAAGGAUGUGGGUUUCAGGUGUCCGAAAUGCAUGGAAUUGAAGCUUCCUCCUGAAGGUUCUGCAUUCUGCUCCCAAGAAUGUUUUAAAUCUUCAUGGAGUUCGCACAAAUCAGUGCGUCUGAAGGCAAAGCUAUCUUCAGGUGGUACACAGAAUUCGAACUCACUUGGUGAAGGAUGGCUAUAUUGCGUGAAGAGAGGGCAGGGUCAAACUCCAAAGCUUCCUUACUAUGACUGGACUGGAAAAGCAACACACCUCGUCACAAUAGCAAUCUUCUCCUGGUUCUGCAGCUUGAAAUUGAUGAAGACUUCUUUUAUUUCUUGGCUGAUGUUGCAAUUACAGAGUUGAAAAAAUGGAGUUGAGGUGCUGUACGAUUGUGUUGUGUGCUAUCUAUACGUCGAUCUGGUGACGUAAAGUUUGGCUACUUUGAUCUAGUGAAUUUGCCGAUCUAUAUGAAAAGUGCGGGUAAUAUUUUUCAAAUUGAUAUGCAUGUGAGUUUGAAAAUGACAUUAUUUUCUUUUCUUUUCCCAUUUCAAAUGUUAUACAUGGUCAAACCUAUGUAACGGGACAAACCGUCGAUUUACUCGGUUUUUUAUGUUCCAUGAAAUGAAUGUGUUAAUUUAUAAACCCUUCUGUUAUAAAUAUCAAUAACAAAAGUGAUGCUUCUAUAUGUUAUAAUACAACUGUUACUCUAUAUUUUUUUUUUUGUUCUUUAACCACAAAUAUUAGUGAUGUGUCAAUGCGCACUGCAAGAUCAAAGGUAACUCAGGGUCACCAAAAUCAGGUCUGGAUGCUAUAUCUGAUUUUUAUUCGAUACUUCGUGAUGAAGCUGCUAGAAGUCACAAAUGGACGUCAACUGUCGCGAUGCAUUGAAUUGGAUAUCUCAUAAGGUGGGUUCAUUCUUCAUUCAACUGUAUCCCUGUAGUGUUGUAGAAAAUGAUUUCCACUUCAAACUUGAUGGAUUGGACUCAAUUUUGACGAUUUCAUAGUACAGUAUUCAAAGUCAAAUCAAUUAUAGGAGAAUGGUUUAUUUCAUGGAUCGAGGAACCCUAGGCUUGGUAGUAUUGGCCAAUUAUGGUUAGACUUCAUUAAAACUGGCAGUGACAUUUUUAGGAUGCCUUUAGUUGAGUGAUCAUAUUUCCUAAUUAUAUAGUGAUGAGGUAAGUGGUUAAUUUGGAGCUUAUAGAAGGUAUUAUUCUUCACCAUUGCUAUAUGAAGGAUAUUUAUUAGAAACACACAAAUAUAUGAGUGUUCAGUUUUAAAGAUCCAUUAAGCGAUCAAUUGCAAUAAUGAUGUGAUAUUGUUGUGUUGUUUUUUUUUAUAAUUGCGUGAAAAUGCCAUGUGGACUUUUUUUUUCUAUUUAUUUUUAUUUUUAAUGUUUGAACCCAUGACCAUUUGGUUGGUAGCAUAAUCCCUUACCACUAGAUCAUUUGUAUUACUUGUUUAAUAUCUUUCAUCAAAAUAUAUAUAUUAUAUAACAACUAUUUAUUUCUCAAAUUAAUUUUACAUAAGAGUUC
Molecule: messenger RNA, 1630 nt
Organism: Vicia villosa (hairy vetch)
Lineage: Eukaryota; Viridiplantae; Streptophyta; Magnoliopsida; Fabales; Fabaceae
Product: methionine aminopeptidase 1A-like
Exons: 6
Coding region: 147-461 (104 amino acids)
Source: RefSeq, a predicted model, not a curated record